Rosa chinensis is the source of this 1783-nucleotide messenger RNA. Its product is annotated as wall-associated receptor kinase 5-like. NCBI's taxonomy places the organism in Eukaryota, Viridiplantae, Streptophyta, Magnoliopsida, Rosales, Rosaceae. The transcript has a single exon. Gene Ontology annotation, biological process: protein phosphorylation; cell surface receptor signaling pathway. Gene Ontology annotation, cellular component: plasma membrane. Gene Ontology annotation, molecular function: protein serine/threonine kinase activity; ATP binding. The record is from RefSeq and is a predicted model, not a curated record. The coding region runs from base 439 to 1578 and encodes 379 amino acids.
CAAAGAAAAUCCCAAAAACCAAUCAAAGAUCACUCUCCUGCUUAUUAUUUCAUUGAGUAUGUAUCACUUACAUAUUUGCAUCAAGAGUAUAUUAUAUAUAAGCCUAAAAUUUCAAAGGCUAGAAGGAUUGACUUAUCUUUAUCACACUAAGAAGAGCAUGAUUUAAAUCACUGUAAUGGGAUUAUUUACUGUUAAUUACAGUCAUAUUCUUUGUCAAUAUCUCUAUCGAAAAACCUUUGUGCUAAAAAAGAAAACACUAGAUAACAAACAAAGUAUACCAAUCUACUCGAUGUUUCUUCUACUUUUUAAUAUCCUGACCCAUGUAACAUUUAGCGAUGCAUCACAUACUAAUCAAUUUUCGUUGUGAUUUGUCAAUGUCAAGGUGUCAGUCUAGGCUUCUUGGGUAUAUUGGUUGGAAUUUCAUGGAUAUAUUGGGCAAUGAAGAAAAGAGAUUUCAUCAAACUCAAAGAGAAGUACUUCAGAGAAAAUGGUGGAUUACUGUUACAGCAACAACUCGCUAGACAUGGAAUGGAGACAGCAAAACUCUAUAGUGCAGAAGAACUUGAGAAGGCCACAAACUAUUACCAUGCAAGUACAGUCCUUGGUGAAGGAAGCUAUGGAACAGUCUACAAAGGAAUACUACCAGAUAACAAAGAGGUCGCUAUUAAAAAGUCCAAAAUUGGUGCUCGUGCUCAGAGCGAUCAGUUUGUUAAUGAGGUGAUAAUUGUUUCUCAAAUAAACCACAGAAAUGUGGUGAGGUUAUUAGGUUGUUGCUUAGAGACAGAAGUGCCUUUACUGGUUUAUGAGUUCAUCAGGUGUGGAACUCUUUCUGAGCACAUUCAUAAAGAAACCAAAGGAGCAUCGCUGUCAUUGGGUUUAAGACUGAAGAUAGCAGCAGAAACCGCAGGAGCACUAGCAUACUUACACUCGUCCACUUCCAUGCCAAUCAUUCACCGAGAUGUCAAAGCAACGAAUAUACUAUUGGACGAAAAUUACACAGCGAAAGUGUCAGAUUUUGGAGCUUCACGAUUGGUUCCUCUAGAUCAAAACCAACUAUCAACUUUAGUGCAAGGGACACUUGGAUACCUAGACCCUGAAUACUUACUUACCAAUCAGCUAACAGAAAAGAGUGAUGUUUAUAGCUUUGGAGUUGUUCUUGUGGAACUGCUUACUAGUCAAGUUGCACUUUCUUUUGACCGCCGUGAGGAAGAGAGAAGCCUAGCAAGCUUCUUUGUUCGUUCAAUAGAGCAGGAUCACUUAAAAGAAAUUCUUGAUGGUGACAUAGUUGAUGAUGGACAUGUUGAUGAGACACUAAAAAAUAUAGCUAAUCUUGCAAAAAGAUGUUUGAGACUAAAAGGCGAGGAAAGGCCUACCAUGAAAGAAGUAGCCACAGAGCUAGAUGGAAUGAGAAUUACGAUAAUGCAUCCAUGCGGUAAAGCUGAUUUCGGUUCAGAAGAGACUGAGAAUUUGGAGACGAAUGCUGUUGCUGUUAAAGGUGACUAUGGUUCUAGUAGUACAACUAGUUGGUAUGACAGCAUGCAAAAACAAAUGUUAAUGCCAUAUGAUGAUGGACGAUAAGUAAUUAUCUAGCUGAUAGUGUGUAUAUCAUGUAGCGUUAGGAAAUCACUUAACUAUAUUAGUGUGUUAGUCAGUGUCUCAUAAAAUAAAAGGAGAUUAGCAUACUAAAUUGGGUAGUAAAGUUCUGUGAUAUUUUGCACUACCAUCUGUUUAUAGCUAUUGUACUAUAAAUUCAGCAUACCAUUAAAAUUAUUGGAAAAAAUUU